AUGGUGUUCGGUUCAGAUGUCUCCCUCCCAUCACAAGGGAAGAGUGUAAUGGUUGUGAUGGACGCGAAUCGCAGCAAAGUAAGCGUCGACGCACUUGAUUGGGCUAUCAAACACGUCCGCCGAAAAGACACGAUUGUUGUUCUUGCGGUGUUGUCGGCGGUCGGAAAGAAGACUUCUUCUUCAUGUUUUCCGUUCAUUGGAUUCUCCAGAAUUUGGGUAAGAUUAGAGUUCUCUGGACAUGGGGAAAUGAGCCCCCAAGAACUUGAAGAAGAGAUUGAGAAUAAAAGGGAAGAAUAUCAAUCUACUCUCCAGCCAUUUUACCAACGGUGCAAGAAGAGGGAGGUGAAGUUGGAAGCCAAACUUGCCGCAGGAUAUGAUCCCAGGAAUAUUACUAUUGAAGAAGCACUAAGUUUUAAUCCCCGCUGGAUCGUUUUAGACAGGCGCUUGAAGAAACAUAAAGUGUAUAUAGAUGGGCAUGUAGGCUGUGAUGUUGCAAUAAUGAAGGAGAAAGGUGUUGCUACCUUAAUGCCAUCAAAACUCCUGAGUGUGAACGAUGGUGCACAGAAAGUGAAGAAAUUAAUGAUAUAG
Messenger RNA from Ilex paraguariensis (yerba mate), 588 nucleotides. The record is from the annotation of a GenBank genome assembly. Lineage: Eukaryota; Viridiplantae; Streptophyta; Magnoliopsida; Aquifoliales; Aquifoliaceae.